AGAAAUUGAAAUAACCGCCACGGUCGUGCGCGGAAGAGGAAGAAGGAGAAGAUCGGCGCAGGGUGUCACGCCCGCCUCUCGAAGACUACUUUGGGAUGGCGUCGCUGGAACCGAUCGUGCCGAUCGAGCCGAGGGAGAAAUGGGACAACAAGGUGGAGUUUGUUCUUUCCUGCAUCGGCCUCUCGGUUGGGCUGGGAAACGUUUGGAGGUUCCCCUACAUCGCUUUCAACAACGGCGGCGGGGCGUUUCUGGUUCCCUACGUCGUGCUUAUGAUUGUCGUCGGAAGACCCAUGUACUUCCUGGAACUCGUCCUGGGACAGUUCUGCAGCUUCGGUUCCAUAAGAGCCUUCGGAGGCGUUCUCUUGGGAAGAGGUGUGGGCUGGUCUAUGGUGUACGUAUGCGUCAUGGUCGGACUCUAUUACAACGUCCUCUUGGCUUACGCCCUCGUCUACAUCUAUUAUUCUCUCUGGAAGGACUUGCCCUGGGCGACCUGCGAUCCCAAUUGGGCAGACGACAACUGCUAUGUUCGGAGUGAGGGCGUCGUCCCCUGUCGCCUGGUCAAUGCGACCCUCUUCUCGCUCUACAAACCAGACAACGGUACUGGAAACGACACUGUGCCCGUUGGGAAAGCCGACACGCAGGAGAUUGUGCUCGCACCGCUGGCCGCCUAUCAGCAUCUGCUGGGGAACUGCACGAACGCCACACAAUCCGCUCCGGAACAGUUUUUCUACAAACGUGUGUUAGCGUUAAGUGAAGGUCUGGAGAACUUAGGAAGUCUCCGGAUGGAGAUAGCCUGCGCUUUGGUCAUUGCUUGGAUCCUGGUCUUCUUCUGCAUCUUCAAGGGUAUCAGAUCCUCCGGAAAGGUUGUGUACGUCACCGCUGUGGCGCCGUUUUUCAUAAUCGGAGUGCUCUUAAUCAAAGGACUGAGCUUAGAAGGGGCAGGUGAAGGCCUGUACUACUACUUCGUGCCUGACUGGUCGAAAGUCCUUCAAUUCAAGGUCUGGCAGAAGGCAGCCGAGCAAAUAUUCUUCUCCCUCAGUGUUUCCGAAGGGAUCAUCAUUUGCUUCGGCAGCUACAACGAUUUCCGGAACGACCUCUACAGAGAUGUAUAUAUCAUUGCGUUCGCUGACAUGAUAGUGAGCAUCGUCGGUGGGGUCGUGGUAUUCAGCGUUUUAGGGAACAUGGCACAGAACCUAGGCGUGGCCGUGCCCGACGUCGUGUCUGAAGGCUUCGGCUUGGCAUUCAUCGCGUAUCCUCAAGCAAUCUCGUUGCUCACCUAUCCUAACCUCUGGUCGGCCAUGUUUUUCAUCAUGUUGUUCUUCCUGGCCAUUGACUCUCAGUUCGCGCUCGUAGAGAGCGCUCUUAUUCCAUUCAAAGACGAAAGCAAGACUCUAAUCCAACAUGAAGGACUUCUGGCUGCGGUGGCGUGCACGGUAUUGUGCCUCGUUGGUAUGCCGAUGGCAUGUCAGGGUGGCCUGUACAUAACGGAGAUCUUGGACAGCUUCGUCGGUGGAUUAUUACUGCCGUGGAAUGCGCUCUUCGAGGUCAUUUUCAUUGUUCACGUGUACGGAAUGCAUCGUCUCAGCCUGGACAUCGAGUUCAUGUUGGGAGAACCGCCCCAUAUGCUACUCUCUAUCUGUUGGAAAUACAUCUGCCCUGCUGUCCUUGUGGUCAUCUGCACCAGCACCCUGUUGACGUUCAAAGGCGUGACUCUGCAUGAUUACGUUUACCCAACCUGGGCGAAUAUUCUGGGGAUUUUCUUGGGUUCCGUCGGUGUUCAGCUCAUCAUCUUCAUGGCGAUCAAGCACUGGUACUAUUCUGGCUAUGACUGCAAGAAAGCAGCGGAAGUUUCACCCAAGUGGGGCCCAGCCCUACCACAAGACCACAAUGAGUACAUCGAGUUCAUGAAGCUGCGCUGCCCUUCACUAGCGCUGUCAGCACCAGAAGUAGUGCCACCCGCAAAACCAGCGGACGGGAAGGAAAAUCCAGCAUUCGACGCAGGGGAAGGACAUCCACCUGAUCAGAAACCGGCACCCGAACCGGCACCCCCGGCGCCUCCGGCGAAAUAACGGUUCCUGGGUAAUGGACCUUGGCUGCACUGUGGGUACUACAACGUACCGCAAGAGACUGUUCACUUCAGACUAACGCUCGGCGGUUUUGUAAAUGUCGUUGUCAACGUUGUUCGUUCGAAGACGAAGUAAAAAUGAAGAAGUAUGA
This is a messenger RNA of Ornithodoros turicata, 2217 nucleotides long. Its product is annotated as sodium- and chloride-dependent glycine transporter 1-like. The transcript has 15 exons. Gene Ontology annotation, biological process: sodium ion transmembrane transport. NCBI's taxonomy places the organism in Eukaryota, Metazoa, Arthropoda, Arachnida, Ixodida, Argasidae. The record is from RefSeq and is a predicted model, not a curated record. The coding region runs from base 96 to 2069 and encodes 657 amino acids. Gene Ontology annotation, molecular function: L-amino acid transmembrane transporter activity. Gene Ontology annotation, cellular component: plasma membrane.